This is a messenger RNA of Plectropomus leopardus (leopard coralgrouper), 4372 nucleotides long. It is a transcript of the gene fibcd1b, whose product is annotated as fibrinogen C domain containing 1b. The record is from RefSeq and is a predicted model, not a curated record. NCBI's taxonomy places the organism in Eukaryota, Metazoa, Chordata, Actinopteri, Perciformes, Serranidae.
AAGCAACGCUGCCUUGGAGCGCGGCGUGCGUACCGAGGGGACGCGUUGAUUGACAGUCGGAGGCACGGAGCGCCUCGUGCGGCACACAAGCGGAGCACGCUAAUCUCCCCGUACCCGUCUUGUGAAAGGCAUCUCUGUGAAAUACCAGCCAGAUCAGCCUGGCGCAGAUAAAGGAGGCUGUAUCCAUCCCCUGGGCUCGGUGUUUUGGAGUCUUGUCGCCGAAUAAACGAGAAAAAAAAAGGAACUCGGCUGUUCUGCACACUAUCCCAUCCCGUCUUUAUCUGUUCGGUGAAAACUGGACACAGUGUUGGCUAACCUGGCGUCUCAAAGUAUCCUGGACGCGAUAGCGGAUGGACAAAAAGGUCAGGUUGCACUUUGCAAUCUGAGCCAAAGAAGAUUUUGUCGGUCUCUUUUUAUGGAGUAAAAGGACUGCGCCGGUUGCUUUCGGGAUCCUAUUUGGGGGUUAUUUUUUAUUUUGUGAGAUCCAACAUAAUUGUGACGCGUUUGUGAGUCAAGUUACAGACCUUGGAGCCUGUAGACACUGCUUUUUUAUUCUUUUUAAGUGGAAUAACCGGGAGAUAAUCAGGAGACUCUCGGGAGGAAUUUUGGUGCGUAAUUUGUGCGGUGUGUGCGGUUGCCGAGCCGCAGAAGUAGUUGUGCCUCCCUUCUCUUCUUACGUUAAAUACCCCGUUUUUUCCCAAUGGAGUAGGCUAUAUCAUAGGAAAAAGACUUAUUUUUUUCAAAAAAGGAGUGGGUUUAUUCUUUGUCGCCUGGAACAAACAGGCGGAUCUGAUGCGCAGAUUCUCCGUAGGAUGGUAAAUGACCAAUGGGGAAUCAUGAACAGCUCUUCUGAACUCGAAGAUGGGACUCGGCAUAAAAACCAGACGUUCUGUGAGUGUGUGCCCAGCUCCUCCCAGCUCAAACAUCGCUGGUCAGACUCAGAAACUGCCAGGGAGACCCCGGCCAAGAGGAUGAGCUGCAGCUACCUGCUCUGCACUAUCCUUCUCUUCGUGGCUGUAUUGCUGGCUGUCACUGUAACUGGCACCAUCCUUUUUAUGAAUCACUACCAGGCCCCGCCCAUGUCCGAUGGCCUGCCACACAUCUCCACCAAUCAAGAUGAAGCCAACGCCCUGGUCACUGUCGAGAGAGGCGACGGCUCUCGAAUCAACAUCUUCAUCGACCCCAAUUGUCCCGACUACAACAGUAACUUUUUGCGCCUCGAGGGCGUGCAGACGUCCCUGCUCCACUCGCUAACCGACCAUGACUCGGACCUGAAGUCAGUGAAAGGCCAGGAUCGGGCUCUUCUUGUCAGUCUGGCGGAGGAGGUGGCUAAGCUGUCAGCCCACGCAGGGCAACUGAAGAUGGACUAUGAAUCCUUGCGCAGGGGGCAAGGCAGCCUGGGGCAAGACCUCAACACACUGCAGACAGAGCAGGGACGCCUCAUACAGCUGCUGUCGGACAGCCAGAUCAACAUGGUGAAGGUAGUGAACUCAGUGAGCGAUGCACUCAACGCCAUGCAAAAGGAGAACGUGGGCCUGAAGGCGCGUGUCAAGGCCGACUUGCAGAGGGCGCCAGUCAGAGGGGCCCGUUUCAAGGGCUGCGCCAAUGGCUCACGUCCCCGUGACUGCGGUGAUCUGUAUGCCAGUGGUCAGAGAGAGGACGGGAUCUACUCCGUGUUCCCUAUUCACCACCCCUCAGGCUUCCAGGUCUACUGCGACAUGACCACAGACGGAGGAGGCUGGACGGUGAUCCAGCGCAGGGAGGACGGCUCAGUCAACUUCUUCAGAGCAUGGGAGUCAUAUCGUGAGGGAUUUGGCAAGAUCACCGGUGAACACUGGCUCGGGCUGAAGCAGAUCCAUGCCCUGUCCAUCCAGGGGAACUAUGAGCUACGUAUUGACUUGGAGGACUUUGAAAAUAGCACCGCUUAUGCCCAGUAUGGAACCUUUGGAGUAGGCCUCUUCUCAGUCGACCCUGAUGAUGAUGGAUAUCCUUUGACUGUGGGAGACUAUUCUGGCAAUGCAGGUGACUCUCUGCUGAAGCACAACGGGAUGAAGUUCACCACCAAAGACCGGGACAACGACCACUCAGAGAACAACUGCGCCUCCUUCUACCACGGUGCCUGGUGGUACCGCAACUGCCACACCUCCAACCUUAACGGCCAGUACCUGCGCGGCCAGCACACCUCCUACGCCGAUGGCAUCGAGUGGUCCUCGUGGACUGGCUGGCAGUACUCCCUCAAGUUCUCCGAGAUGAAGAUCCGACCUACCCGCGACCCCGAGAAUAAAUGAGAAAGACAAAAGAAAAAAAGGCGAAAAAAGUUUUUUGAAACAUUACAAACCACUGUUUCUGACAGUUAGGCGGAGUUACUUGUCUUGAUAUUGUUUAUUCACUAAAAAAAAAAAAAACAUACCUCUUUGAGUUUAGUUGACUCUGCUGUUUGCCUCCCGAUGUCUCACUCCCUUUUUGCUCCCCUUCUCCAUCACUCAGCUGCUCGUGCCAUGCCAGCUACCAUUCCCCUCGGUCCCUUUCUUGAAAACAAAAAGUAACCAUCAUCAUGCAUAUUUUUGAUCAUUCAGAUCACACAUACCAGAGCUCACAGCCCACUGCGCUAGCUUUACUCAAUCUGACAUGGUGGGCCAAGCAUCGCCUGCAGGAUCACACACCAGUAAUUCGUCCCUGACAUGUAACUCUGACCUCCCAUCUGUGCUGACAUGGCACUUUGAUUGUGGUUCAGUCUCACUGCCCAUUGCUGUAAAAUCUGUGAGUGAAGAAGUUAAAUAUAAUAGAAACAGACAAACUCUUUGCAAAAAAUAUGAAAAGGAGCUAGAAAUCCUUCUUUUUCCCCAUCUGCAAAGGAAGUCCAGCAGUGAGAAGGGAGAGCGCAGUGGUACACUAUGUCACAUUUACAUCCUUGAUCUGUGUGAAUGAGACCCAGCAGGGUAGUGGCGAGAAGUGUCGGGCCUCAGAUAAUUGGACGGAAACAGAGACGGAGAGAACAGGGAAACAAUUUGACAAGAGUUAAAUUAGUCGAAAGGAAAAAAGGAGGGGCGGGGUGGAUCAAAGGUGAGAGAGGAAGUGCAAGGAGAGGAGGUGCAAAAAGGAUGAGAAAGAGAAAUGGGAAAAAGAAAGAGACAACGGAGGAUCUCAUUCAUCUGACUUGGGCCAUUAGGGAGCAUAUUGGGCACUUUGUCUGAUCUGCCUGCCAGCUGAGUACUGGCCAACUGAUGCAGCACUCACAGAUGGUAACCCAGCACUUUGUGUGUAUGUGCGUGUGUGUGUAUGUGUGUGUGUUGAAGGCAGAGAGAGACAGUCAGAGUUCUCUAACAUUAUCAAUUUCCUGUCAUGAGUUCAGUAAAGCGUCUCGACCUACUACAAUGUUUAGCGCAGACGUGAUGCAUGGCUGGCGUACCUUUCACUCUCCAUUUAGGAAGUUAACAUCAAUAACAAAGCCUGUAAUGUAUGUACAUGUGACAGGAAGAAAAAGACGUUAAAGGAAAUUAAGGAGACCGACAGGAUCACAGGAUUAAAGAGGAAUCAGACUGUCAUGCCUUUCCUUGUUGAUCUUGUGUUCUCAGACCUGUUGAGGAAAUGCUACAUUUUUGCCCCCCAACAUUCCCACCUCUUUGGUUUGUCUCUUGUUUUGUUUUUUUUUUCUCCUAGGUGGAUUUGUUCGUGUGACACGGUUCCUCGUCAUGCAAAGGGAGCUGUGAAGUAAGAUCUGACACUCUCAACCACUGUCUUUUUUUCUCCUGAGUAGGAAUUCUGCAACAUGUUAUGGCAAAAACUAAAUUGCCUAAAGCAAAACAAAAAAAAAGAAUAACAAAAAAAGAAAAAAAAUGUGAUGAAGAAAAAACACAAAGGCAAACUGUGGGCAGAUUAUAGUGCAAUCCUAAUUUUUUCUUUUUUAUUUUAUUUUAUUUUAUUUAUCGGUGAACUUUUCUCCCUUUUCACCGAGUUUGUUUGGAUGUACUAAAAGCUUUAAAAAAUGAUCUGUAGAUUUUAUUGUACAGUGUGUAUGACUUUUAGAGCAUGUGAAGCUGUUUUCUUACUAUGCUAAAACACAAAGAGUACUCAAGCACAUGGACUUCACAAAAUCCACCGAUUUAAAAUGACAAGAAAAAAAAAGUAUUUACAGAACUUUUUCCCCUCCUCUGCUUGAACAAAAAGCCGGAGUGCUGCUCCGGAAGUCGGCUACGAGGGGAAGAAUGUGAUUACCCCUAAAAGCACAUGCCCGUUCAAAUCUGCAGCACAAAUAUAAAUCUUUUUAUGAAGGCACAAAAAUAUGAGAAAGAUUUGAAACCUCUUUAGCUGCCUUCGCUGGACAUAUGUGAUCUUUCUCGGCUUUGGAAAGCCCCGUGGCACUGGGAGACAG